This is a messenger RNA of Aegilops tauschii subsp. strangulata, 1285 nucleotides long. Its product is annotated as protein SAWADEE HOMEODOMAIN HOMOLOG 2. Gene Ontology annotation, molecular function: chromatin binding. The record is from RefSeq and is a predicted model, not a curated record. Lineage: Eukaryota; Viridiplantae; Streptophyta; Magnoliopsida; Poales; Poaceae.
UUUUUUCCACGCUCGGCGCAUCCGGAGACAGCACAGGCAGCUCCCCCCAUAAUUGCCUGUGCCACUGGUGGUUGGACUGGAAGCCGCCUCCCUCUCCCCCCUGUCCUCCCCUUGCCCGUCCUCGACCUCGCCGCCGGCCAGCGAUGGAGCGGCGAUCCACCACCCGCUUCUCGCCUUCCGAGAUUGCAAGGAUGGAGAAGUUGGUUUCAUCAGACAGAAAAGAGCAAGUCUUGGUUGAUAGUUUCUGCCAGAAGCUUGUAGAAGAAUUUAAUCGUUCUCCAGCUCGAGUCGGAAGCAGAGCUCUACAGGCUACACAGGUUCGAGGAUGGUUCCUUGAUAAGCUCCCUGCAUCAACUCCUAAACCUGCUUCCUUGCCUACUACUUCUGAAGAAAAGCCUUUAGCCUCAGAACCAGAUGCGUUAAUUUCUGAGAUAAAGACUUCAGCUUCUGAUGAAGAAAAAGUUUUAGCUCUUGAUACAAGUAUUUCAAACAAUGAGGAUGCACUUUCUGCGGAUUUACCCAAAGAGACUACAGAUAAGGUUCCUGAAUUUGAAGACUUGCAGUUUGAGGCUAAGUCAUCAAAGGAUUCUGCAUGGUACGACGUCGCCCUCUUCUUGGCACACAGGAAGACAAGUUUGGGAGAAGUUGAAGUCCGGGUGAGGUUUAUCGGAUAUGGGGCUGAAGAAGAUGAGUGGGUGAAUGUCAGGAAGGCUGUCCGCCAGCAAUCCAUUCCGCUGGAGUCCUCAGAAUGCCGAAGCAUUGUCAAAGGAGAUCUUGUCCUGUGUUUCAAGGAGAGCAAUGAUGAAGCACUGCAUUUCGAUGCGCACGUUGUGGAUGUCCAGCGGAAACAGCAUGAUAUAAGGGGAUGCAGAUGCCUCUUCCAUGUUGAAUAUGAUCAUGAUCAAAGCCAGGAGAUGGUGAACCUCAAGAGAAUCUCCAGGCGGCCAAGAUACCUUUGAUGGCUUCUGCUAACAUGGAUCUGCUUCCUGCUGCUAUCCGAGCUUGUGUCGUACUAACGGGAGCCCUCGAAUCUUAGUUGAGACCGCUGCACUCUGAUUGUUUGUUCUUAUUGAUGUACUGUGUCUAGUAGUAAAACACCCGGGAGAGUAGUUAAGCCCCCUCUUUGGCACAUAGCUGCUGUAACGGCUAUGAGUAGGCUCCGUGAUAGCCAAUUUUUGCACACACACGAGAAAGUUGGUGCCAAAGCGGGCGGAGAGCCGGAUUUUAACUGGUGUGUUGGCAGCAGAUUACCAUGUCACUAUGUCAGUGUUUGCCGUUCUGAACC